Messenger RNA from Anopheles darlingi, 2898 nucleotides. RefSeq names its product transmembrane protein 165. Bases 470 to 2101 code for a protein of 543 amino acids. NCBI's taxonomy places the organism in Eukaryota, Metazoa, Arthropoda, Insecta, Diptera, Culicidae. The transcript is spliced from 5 exons. Gene Ontology annotation, molecular function: calcium ion transmembrane transporter activity; manganese ion transmembrane transporter activity. The record is from RefSeq and is a predicted model, not a curated record. Gene Ontology annotation, cellular component: Golgi apparatus. Gene Ontology annotation, biological process: Golgi calcium ion homeostasis; Golgi calcium ion transport; calcium ion transmembrane transport.
AAAGCAAAACGCGUGAAACGUUUACGUUUUUGCUUGAACUCGGCGCCGCUAAAGAUCCCCGUGCGAUAGUUAUUACGUCUAACGUGGUGCGUCCCUCCCUUCUGUCCACUAUCUUCAACUUCGCCACCUGUGGGUGCGGGUAAACGUGUCGCGCGCGCGGGGUGCCUGUUAUUUUUACACCGGGCUUGCUACGUGUGGCUUCAAGCGCAUCCGAAAUCGAACGUCGGGGACAGAUUGGUGAAAGGAAGCGAUACGUAUGGUCGUCGGGUGUGCAGCAAGUGAUCUCACCUGUCGCCAGAAUUAAUUGCGAUUACGAGUGAGCCUCUACGACUUUUGUCCAGCCACGAAAUCGAUUAUUCCCUCAGCGACACUACACCCUAAUCGCGUGUGCCCGUGAACCUUCAGUCGAGAGGAAGGUGGAAAAUUGAUUUUUCAGCUCAUCACCGCUCCAACGUCAGCAGGCGCCAGCAUGUCCGGCAAAAGCAUGAUGAAUAAGUUUGUGAUACGGAACAUUGUGCAGCGUGCAGUGAAUUGCACGUACGUGUGCGUCUUCUACUUGAUGCUGCUCUCUCUGCUGGAUACCGCCGGCAUAGCCGCGGACAAGAUGCCCAAAGAGGACAUCUCUGCCGUGAGCGAUGGAGACGAGCUAGCGCCGAAUGGGAGCAGCGGCGAACCUACCGAAGACAAGGGUCUCCUAUCGUCCGAUAUCGGGUUCGUGCAUGCAUUCGCCGCCUCAUUCAUGGUGAUUAUCGUAUCGGAGCUCGGCGAUAAAACGUUCUUCAUUGCGGCAAUUAUGGCGAUGCGUCACCCGCGGUUAACCGUGUUUGCCGGUGCAAUCGCAGCCCUCGCCCUGAUGACCGUGCUGUCGGUGGUGUUCGGUAUGGCCGCCACGAUUAUACCGCGCGUCUACACCUUCUACAUCUCGACCGCCCUGUUCGCCCUGUUCGGGCUGAAGAUGCUCAAGGAUGGUUACUACAUGUCGGCGACCGAGGCCGCCGAAGAGUUGGAGGAAGUCCAGUCCGAUCUGCGGAAGCGCGAUGACGAGUUGACUCGAUCGUUAAGCGGUCAACGCAAGGAAACAGUAGAACUGGUGCCUCUCAGCGAAACCGAAGAUCUCGAAACUAGCGGCAAGCAACGGAUGCUGUCCCGCAACGGAACAGCCAUCGUGAUCGGUGGUGCGCACCAGCGAACCACCACCGGUGGUUCAAUACACUCGCUGGUCGAACUACAUGGAUCGACCGGAGCAGCAGCUGCAUCGGCAGCAUCCUCGUCUUCCUCACUGCGCCUCUCAUCAUCCGCUUCUCAACUGUACGCUGGAAACAACCGUAGUGGUAGUGCUGUGGCUGCUGUUCCCUCGCUGGUCGACGGAGCAACCGGUCACCAGCAAUCUAGUCAGCAACGGCUCGCUGGUCGAAAACCGGCAAACGGAAUCUCAACAGUUGGCGAAGGCGAAACGGGAGUCCUACAGUCCACCAUCGAGGGUGGCCUUGGCGAUGGUGGCGGAAACGAUGCAGAUGGUGGUGGGGGAGUUGGUGUCAAUCGUGGCACGGCUGGCGGUCAACAGGAGGUCAUUCUCGAGACGAAAAGGAACGGUACUGGAGGUGAAAGCGAGCAGAGACAACGUGUGCGGGCCAACGCUGCGAAUGGUUCGAUCGCAACCGGUACCGAUGGUACAACCGUGGCUGGUUCUAAAAUGCUGGAGCGCGAGGUCAGUGCCAGCGGUAGCUUGAUGAAGGUGCAGGACGCCGAAUCAGGAACGAACCGCCGGUCUUCCCGGCCGCACAAUGUCGCCCUCAAGAUGCUGUUCCGGAUUUUCGCGCAAGCCUUCACGAUGACGUUCUUGGCCGAGUGGGGCGACCGCUCGCAGCUGACGACAAUCAUCCUGAGCGCCCGAGAGAACGUGUACGGUGUGAUCGCGGGUGGUGUCAUCGGUCAUUCGAUCUGCACUGGACUGGCUGUGAUCGGUGGGCGAAUGAUCGCCCAACGAAUUUCUGUCCGCACUGUUACCCUUAUCGGUGGCGUCGUGUUCCUACUGUUCGCCGUGAGCGCACUGUUCUUUGGACCGGGCGAAGAGGAACCGGCCAAGGUGCCCAUUCCUUAACAAGGGUCACCCCCAUUCAUUACUACUGCUGCAGUCCUUCAGACAGGCACCCACCGACCGAUUCUUCUGGCCCAACCAUUCUGCUGCAAUAUGCCUUCUUCAGUGGGUGUGCGUGUAUUGGACAUAGAUUAAGAUACAAAAGUAGAAACAAAGAGAAGCGCAACCGUAACAGACCCAGGUGAAACUUUAUCGGAACGAGCCGCCACGACUUCCACUCCAGCGCACUGCUCGCACGACGCGAACGGGUUUUUGAUUUUUAUUGCUCAUCAAACUAUUCUUUUCAUAAAUGCUUUAGUAACAAAAUCGGUGGUAGGGGAAUCCCUUAGUUUCGCUUGGCGCUGCGGUUAAAAUUGGAAAUCCAUUGGUUCAUAUGCCUUAUUGUAGGUGCCGUAUGUAAGAUGAAGGAAAAACUAGAGGUUUUAUGUUGAUUCCCUCCAGCAAAAGCCCCCACAUGUAAUCGUAAGCAAAACGAAAAUAAAUUUGGCGGCAGGCAGGAUUAGCUUUUCCUACUUCGCAAAAUGCGCAGUUGGCGUUGUUAGAGAGAAAAGGCAUGAACGUUGGUUGCCAAUAUAAACAACUCGGCAAGAAGAGCUUUUCCUUAUCGAUGUUUCGUACAGACGUGUGAGACUUGCUAGCUCCAUUCGAUUGCUGUACGGCUAGGCUAUUGUUUCCUGUUGUUAUUGUGGAGAAAAAUGGGAAUGUGUGAUUGGCAAGGGAAAAUGAGGGAUGGGAUAAGAAAGGAUGCAGGUAUUAUUCAAAACUGUCGUGAAAAUAAAUGUGAAAUUGUAUAAAAAUAA